Molecule: messenger RNA, 258 nt
Organism: Didymodactylos carnosus
Lineage: Eukaryota; Metazoa; Rotifera; Eurotatoria; Philodinida; Philodinidae
Source: the annotation of a GenBank genome assembly
AUGCGUGAUACAUUUGUCUAUCAUUUAUUGAAUCGUGCUCUAAGACAACUAAAUUUAAAUGGUAUUUUUAAAUUUCGAUUUUUCAUUACCGAUUUGUAUGAACAAUUGAAACAAGAAUAUGAACGUUAUUUAGAAGAUGAUACUUAUACUUCAUAUGAAGUCGAUCAUGAAUCAUUGAUUGUUUAUCGUAGUCAAUUAAUUGAUGUAUCAAUGAAUAGCGUCUUUAGGGGUGUAAUUGUUCGAUUAACCAACGUUUGA